This is a messenger RNA of Entrophospora candida, 525 nucleotides long. The record is from the annotation of a GenBank genome assembly. NCBI's taxonomy places the organism in Eukaryota, Fungi, Glomeromycota, Glomeromycetes, Entrophosporales, Entrophosporaceae.
AUGAGUUCAGGAGAAUUUAUUGAUUACUAUGAAAUACUUGGCGUGAAUUAUAAUAGUACGGAAAUAGAGAUUAAUAAAGCCUAUCGUAAAAAAGCAAUUACUUAUCAUCCUGAUAAAAAUUUAAAUAAUGUUGAAACUGCAACAAAGACUUUUCACACAAUCACAAAGGCUUACAAUAUAUUAACAGAUCCAAAACAGAAAUUAGAAUAUGAUCUUAAAUUUAAAGCCAGGAUUGCUACAAAGAAAAGAUUUGAAUCAUUAGAUGGUAAAAGAAAAGCAAUGAGAGAAGAAUUGGAAGAGGCGGAAAAGUCAGCUAAACAACAAAAACUUGAUAUAAAAAAAGAACAAGAAGAAAGAAUGAAAAGAUUUUGGGAAAAAGAAGAUCGAUUAAGUAAAAAAAGGGAUGACGAUUUGUCAUCAACCAAUAUUAAAAUUCCAAAUAAUUUAUCAUCAUCAUCUUCAAAUAUCAAUAUUAAAAAACAAACAAUUGAAAAUAAGUCUAAAACAAUAAGAGCUUUAAAAUGA